Molecule: messenger RNA, 1049 nt
Organism: Closterium sp. Naga37s-1
Lineage: Eukaryota; Viridiplantae; Streptophyta; Zygnematophyceae; Desmidiales; Closteriaceae
Source: the annotation of a GenBank genome assembly
AUGGACGUACAAAGAUCUCGCGAGAGAUUCGCGCGGCUGUUGGCGGGGGACGCGGAUGGCGCGCAGCAGCUCGGCGCGCAGCAGCAGGGGGAGGGUGGGGAGUCGUCCAGGGACGGCAAUGACAGCACAGAUCCGCUUCUGCUGUCUAUGCUGACGUGGCACCAGGACAUCACGUAUGCGUUGCAUCAUCCUCCCAUUUCUCCCUGUGCCUUUCUCCCUAACUUGAUUUUCUCAAAACGUCCUUCCUCCCCCCUCAACCCCCCCCUCAACCCCCCCCUCAACCCCCCCCUCAAACCCCCCCCCCCCCCCCCUCCCUUCUCAUCCGUCCCUUCUCAUCCUUCUCCUCCUCCCCUCCCCCCCUUCCACCUCCCUCUCCCCCUCUCUCCCCAGCUCUGCACGUACACAGACGACCUCUGCGAGCAGCAUACCGCCCACGAGCGCCACAUAAAGCUGCAUCCCUUUUUUACUCUUUCCCUCCCCUUUCCCUCUCUCUGCUCGCUUCCUCGCCCCAGCUCUGCACACGACCUCUGCCAGCAGUACACCGCCCGCCAGGCCGUGCUUAGCUCACACAUGCCUUUCUUUCUCAUCCCCCCACUCUCUCCCUCCCCCCCUUCUCCCCCAGCUCUGCACCUGGAGGAGGAGGUAGCAGCGGCAGCCAUGGCCGCGCUACAGGCGGGCAGGGACGAGAUCAUGGCGGAGGUCAGAGCCGUGGCGGCUGAAUGCACUCAGCUGCUGGGCGAGGGUGGCGGAUUCAAGCAAGCAGUCACCCUGCGCCGGCAGUACAGCAGCAACGCGGGCAAGGGGAGCGCCAAGCCACCCUGCUUCCCUCUUCCUCCCCUGUCUGCCCACUCUCGUCCCCCUCCUUCCCUCCCCCCUCCCAGCUUCAAGCAAGCAGUCACCCUGCGCCGGCAGUACAGCAGCAAGGCGGGCAAGGGGAGCCCCAAGCUUGGGGGGGGGAAGAGCGGGAAGGCAGGGGUGGGGAUGGUGAGCGCGGGAGCGGACCCGCUGACUGUCUUUGUGGUGGACCGGAUCCGGCAGUUCUGCAGCUG